AAAAUAGUAGAAUGCAAUCUGAGGAUCAUAAAAGCAUGAGGAAAAGACAUACAUAUUGAGGAAAAAUGGGUUAAAUUAGUUUAUUAUUCUGUUAUCAAACCUCGUCUUGACUUUUCGUAAACAAGGAUAAAGAAACCAUGAUUGAGACGUGUCCCCGUCGCCGGAUGAUUACCGGCAUAUCCUUCCUGGUUAUACUGACGACUUUGGUGCUGAUUAUAGAAUCCCGAUGGACAGGAUCGCCGAAGCCGAAGCACUUUGUAAUUGAGAACAAUUCAACCUGUUGGAUGAAGGAGGAGUAUGAGAUAAUCCAGGACUGUCAUCCUUGCUCAGCUUUCGAGAUAGCCAGCAAAAUCAAAGGAGUGUGCAUUCAUACGCACAACAAAGAAGUGUUGCGGUGCAGAAGCGGAGAGACAGUCUCAAGAAGUUGCGACAAAGUUGCGUGGAUGGACAAGAGAAACUUCUGGACAUUCGAGAGUCUCCUCUGCGCCGUUGGCAUCCUCUCGACUCUCGUGUCUUUUUACCGGCAGAAGAUAUUGGAUAAAAAGGUAAUGAUGAGAAUUCAUAGACAACUCCAUCAGUCAGUUUGAGGUAAUCUCGGACCACGAGCUUCCGCCAGGAUUUGCCACCAAAUCCCAGUCGAAGUGAUUUUGUAAAGUCUCUAGUUUCUAAGUAAGUGAUUUUGUAAAUACAAUGAGUCAUCAAAGCUGAAUUGCCAUGAAAACGGGAG
Messenger RNA from Phlebotomus argentipes, 727 nucleotides. RefSeq names its product protein JTB (gene JTBR). Gene Ontology annotation, cellular component: cytoplasm; membrane; centrosome. The transcript is spliced from 4 exons. The coding region runs from base 138 to 587 and encodes 149 amino acids. Lineage: Eukaryota; Metazoa; Arthropoda; Insecta; Diptera; Psychodidae. Gene Ontology annotation, biological process: mitotic cytokinesis. The record is from RefSeq and is a predicted model, not a curated record.